Messenger RNA from Conger conger (European conger), 7371 nucleotides. RefSeq names its product beta-galactoside alpha-2,6-sialyltransferase 2-like. Gene Ontology annotation, molecular function: sialyltransferase activity. The record is from RefSeq and is a predicted model, not a curated record. Lineage: Eukaryota; Metazoa; Chordata; Actinopteri; Anguilliformes; Congridae. The coding region runs from base 899 to 2386 and encodes 495 amino acids. The transcript has 8 exons.
AACAACGUCCAAGUCACGCAAAUUUAGAGCAACGUCUGCUCGGUCGCAGAGUUCACAGAUAAGCGAUUUAUAUCUUUUUUUAAAUCAAAAUCAAAAUCAUAAAAACAAUGGACCUUUCUUUCUUGGUUUAGUAGGACAACAAACCCCGUAAGAAGAGUGGAGGGAAUGUGAGACGCGAAAGAGAAAGGAAAUGGGCCAUUAGUCACCAUAAUUGCGAGUUUGAAACAACUUGCACAAAGAUUGAUUUGUCUUUUAUGGACCCUUGUAGUGUGGAUGGCGCACACCAAUCCCCAGAGGCAGACAUUGCGCCGUUGUCUACCCUUGAUAUGCUGAAGGGGGAAAGUCGGAUGUUCAGUUUGGCAGGCGGAUCGUUGGAGCUCUGAGCGAAUGUGGCUUAAAUUGGAUGAAUUAAAUGUAAACAUCGCCUAAUCAGGAGCGGCUCUGAAAGAAACAUCGCAUCCGAUACGAGGUUCGGCGAGCCGUGUGAACGGCCUGGCGGUUUCUUCUAUGUUGCAACGAACGAAGCUCCGCCUACACUGCACUCCCCCCCUUCGCAUCACACACACACACACACACACACACACCGUGGAUAGAAGCAAGAAAAGGCUAACAAUGACGGGGUAACGGUGGUCUGCUGGAACUCGCUGCCGUUCUUUUGUGAAUGUAGAGGCAGAGGCAUGCAUUCAGCGUGCAGUCCGUAAGAACAGUGUUCAGUCGAAGAGAGUGCACCCGUCCCGAAAGCCAUGAUAGCGGGUUCAUUUUUCAGUUGUGCUGAAGUUUCCUGGAAUCUAAAUGGACCAUAAGAAGUAAGAGCCAGCUGUGGGCUCACGUGACCCGACUGUGACCUGGUCCCUGAGCUGCCCGGCCCACCCGGGUCCUGAGGGGGGAGGGCACUGGGAUGAAGUCGAGCAUGAAGCACUGGAAGCAGCUGGCUCUGGUCGGGAUGCUGGCCUGGGCCCUGCUGUUCCUGGUGCUGCUGUCCUACUUCAUGGACUCCCGGACGGGCGAGUCUCACUCCACCGCCCCGCUCUCCCACGCCGAGACCCGGCGCCUGGCCUCCCUCCAGGGCAUCAACCGCGCCAUCAUGGGCUCGCAUUCCGAACCCACCGCCCCCGACCCCCAGGAGGCCGCCGCGGGCGCGGACGCCGACCCCCGGAGCCUGGCCGCGUGGUCCACUUUCGGGACCACCGGAGGGAACCCGAGGGACAAAGUGACACGGACCCGGGAUAGGCCCGUGGGGAACAGCGAGGCCGAAGACGAAGGGGAGGAGGAGGCGGGGGUGGAGGAGGAGGAGGAGGUGGAGGAGGAGGUGGAAGAGGAGGAGGAGGAGGAGGAGGGCGGGACGGCCAGGACCACGCCGCGGAGCAAAGCGCGCUGGGAGAACAUCGACGACCUGGAGGAGUACUACUUCUCCCGGUCCAAGUCGGCCAUCUUGGGCCUGUGGCGCGGGGAGGCUUCGGCGGCCAUGCUCAGCCCGCGGCUGCAGAAGGCCAUGAAGGACUACCUGGGCGCCAACAAGCACCGCGUGGCGUACGGCGGCGUGCGGCGGGCGGGGCGCGGCGGCCGGGAGGUCCUGUGCGAGCUGAAGCAGCGGGCGCGCGUCCGGGCCCUGGACGGGACCGAGCUGCCCUUCUCCCGGCUGGGCUGGGACCGCCUGGUGCCCCCGCGGCCCCUGGACCAGCUCUCCAGCCCCGGCUUCCGCACCUGCGCCGUGGUCACCUCCGCCGGGGCCAUCCUCAACUCCUCCCUGGGGAAGGAGAUCGACUCCCAUGAUGCCGUGCUGCGGUUCAACGCUGCGCCCACGGGGGGGUACGAGAACGACGUGGGAAACAAGACCACCAUCCGCAUCAUCAACUCCCAGAUCCUGGCCAACCCCAAGCAGCACUUCAACACCAGCUCCCUGUACAAAGACGUCACGCUGGUGGCCUGGGACCCCGCGCCAUACACUGCUAACCUGCUGAAGUGGUAUAACAGCCCAGACUAUAACCUCUUCUCCCCGUACGUGCAGAGGCGUCUGCGGCAGCCUGCCCAGCCCUUCUACAUCCUGCACCCCAAGUUCAUCUGGCAGCUGUGGGACGUGAUCCAGGGGAACACCCAGGAGAACAUCCAGCCCAAUCCCCCCUCUUCCGGCUUCAUCGGCAUCCUGCUGAUGAUGUGGCUGUGUGAGGAGGUGCACGUGUACGAGUACAUCCCCUCCCUGCGGCAGACGGACCUGUGCCACUACUACGAGCAGUACUACGACUCGGCCUGCACGCUGGGGGCCUACCACCCCCUGCUGUACGAGAAGAUGCUGGUCCAGCGCAUGAACACGGGCUCCGAGCACGACCUGAAGAAGAAGGGCAAGGUCACGCUGCCCGGGUUCCGCUCCGUGGGCUGCGACCCCUGACCCCUGACCCUCCCGGUCUCCCAAGGGCGGAGGUCCAUGCAAUAACCGCCACGGGUGAUCUCCACGGGCCAUUCGCUGUAGGUGCGGAUCCCGAUAAUUUUUUGUCCAGGCUCGGUCGACCGUGGGGAAAAAAAAACGACCACGACCGUAAGUUUGCCCCUUAGAUCAAGGCUGGUCUGCCAGGAAAAACCCACAAUAACCCCACCACCACCACCACCCCAUCCCCUUUCUCUCCUUUGAAUAAUAUAAAAAAUGAUCAUAUUGAAUGGGGAGGGGAAAUGAACUGGUCCCCCAGUCCAGGGAAGGAUAAUGAGGUGGUCUUGCUCUGUGUCUGCUGAGCCUGAAUUAAAAGUAAUAACUAAACGUGGAGCUUAGCAGUGACCAACAUAGCAAUAGAGAAAACUCUCCUAGGGCUGUAACUUAGAUAUGUGGAUGUGCGUAGCCGUGGUUAAGCUGUUCCCUUGUGGAUGGAGAUCUGUGUUAUUUACUGUUUUAUAUUAACUGCAGUUUGCCGAGAUGGUUUGGAAAAGCAUUGUGGUUUCCUGCUGAAUGUUACAAAGACUUCCACAACCCAACAAGCCUGGCCAACGAGCAACACGUGGGCUUGUGUUAGCCAUCUCCAUGCUCCAGUCAUCAGGUGGCAGGAUGUAAAUGUUUGAAUACAGUGAAUGAGUUUUGUUAAUUAAUGCUACUGUAAAGUCUUUAAAAAAAACAAAAAACUGAUGCCAAUGUACAUAUGUAAUCUCACACCUGUCGGUUUUUCAAACAUUUCACCACAUAUCGCCUCCCCGCUGAUAUGUCACACUAUGCCGUGAGACCGUCCCUCCCACGCUGCUCUGUCACAACAUAAACCUGCAGCAGUGUUGGUUCUCCUUGCAAUAUUGACAUGAGCUGCCAGAUUUCAGAGUUUACCGUGUCACGAUUAGCAGGGCCGCAUCGUGAUUAGCAGGGCGGUAUCACGAUUAGCAGGGCGGUAUCACGAUUAGCAGGGCGGUAUCACGAUUAGCAGAGCGGUAUCACGAUUAGCAGGGCGGUAUCACGAUUAGCAGGGCGGUAUCACGAUUAGCAGGGCGGUAUCACGAUUAGCAGGGCGGUAUCACGAUUAGCAGGGCGGUAUCACGAUUAGCAGGGCCACGUCGUGAUUAUCAGAUCCACGUCCCGGUUAUAGGUCCAAUCUGAUGUACUAUAGGUCCAAUCUGAUGUACUAUCGGUCUAAUCUGAUAUACUCUGGGUCCGACCGAUAAUAUAUCUGGCGUAACGCUCCUGACUUUCGAGCCCCAGGUGAGUCCCUGUCUGUUUGUUGGAUGCAGAGGUGGGAGUCUAGUUUCAAACGUGGUUUAUGGUUUGGAUCACCACACAGAGCCGGUCCUCUCUGCGUCUGUUAACGUGAGGUCGGGUCCCCCUUUUUCGUAUUUUUGCAGUGUUUCCUAAAAUGUUGCAUGGCUCUCAAGCACAAGACGAAAAUGGAGAGGGUGCAGCAUUUAACUACAUACUAUUAACGUACACGUUAAAGUGUCGAUCCUUAAUUCGUUUCAUAUUGAUCCCUUUUCAGGGUGGCAUAUUUGUAGCAAUAUUGAUUCAGCGUGUUUUGUGUUGUUAAAUUGUUCUUCUGUUUGCGGUUGUCCGCUGGUGGUGUCGGGUGAGACAAUCCAACCAAGUGUUCACAUGCGAUGACGCACAGGACCUGCAUUCCCACUGCGCAAGUGCCAGUGUCUAAAAUCACAAAAAGCCUCUUUAGAAUGAGGGUUGAUGUGUUGCUCAAUAUUACCGUGUCAGACCACAUUGUUGGUUGUCUCGAGGCGGUCGUCUUUCUGAAACACGCUGGAUUAUCUUUGAGAAGUGAGCACUCGUUGCUCCUGGUGAUAGCUUAGUUUUGAAUGAAAUGGUAUCUUGUAAGUCGCUUUGGAUUAAAAGCGUCUGCUAAAUAACAAAAAUGUAAAUGUAAAAAUGUAUCUGGAGUGUGGAACCAACAAGCUUUUGUGACCACCAAAACUGCAGAAAUUGAGGAUAGUCACUUUCAUAUCGUACGAUGAAUCCAAAAGUUUCCGAUUUGUGUGAGGUGUAGAUUUCCUUCUUUUUAACUCAAAUGCCAACGUGUUCUUCCCCCCCCCUUCCUGUAAUUUUGCAACACUUGCCUGGAAAUGGCGGAUAUCGAGGCUUGGAGACCUUGAGCCAUCUUCCCAUGACUCUCUGAUUUGCGCCAAUCAAACGGUUUUGCUUUAAAAAAAAAUGAAAGGGCUUUGAUUGGCUGAAGGGUGAUGUUGCUGACGCUUUGCUCCCCUGUGUUUGUACAUGUUCCUUUGUGGGGAGUCCUGCUUUAUGAACACUGUCGGUCAGAGCUGGCUGUGCUUUUAUUUGGCCAUGUCCUGACCAUAUUUCAUUUCAUGUUUGUUUUUUUGGGGGGGUUUUCCCCCCCCCCCAAACCUCGGGCACCGAGAUGCCUUUUCGCACGGGCAUUACGUGUUCCCGGAGCACGUGGCGUCACGGAAACCGCUUCAACUGGAAACGGACGUUUUGGGUGUUUUCUUGGAAAAAGGUUUUGACUUUUUAACUCAAUAAAUAAAUAAAUGAUCCUGCUGAACUGUGGGGAGAGGUCAGAGGUCACCGUGCCUCAGCCCCCGGGAGUGGGGGCCCCCGUAAAAAGACCUGUUCUGUUGGAACUGCUGAGAAACCGCCCCCUCCCCCACCCCGUAUCCUGCCUGGGACAUUCGUAAGGAGUUACCCCCCUCUCCGGUCUUCACUUUUCAUGGUCCUGCAUCAUUUUAGUGUUCUGGAAUCUUCUGCUGUGUAAACAUUAUGAUGUCAUUGGAGGCAGUGUUCUGUUUUUGAUGAUGUAACGAUGAAGAGGAACCCACUGAGAGCAUUAAGGUCCUCCAGGAUGUGGGUUCUGGUUGUAGUGAGGCUUUGGGUUCAGUGCGGUCUGGUCUUAUGUGAGAUGAGAUCGUCAUGAAGUAUUAUAUGUAUGUGGUCUGAAAAGGCUAGAGAGGCGGUCGUGAAGGGAAUGUUACCUUUUCUCAAACUUACCUACUUUCACAAAACAUGUUUUAGAGCUGAAUGCCUCGGUUCUCUUAUAUAUACUGUGUGUGUGUGGUAUGUGUCCGCACGUCUGCGUCUACGCACACAUACCUAUGUGUGUGUGUGUGUGUGUGUGUGUGUGUGUGUGUGUCGGUCAUUUCAUUUCAUUGAAAAAGAUAACUUCCUUAUUUGAGAGCAUGUCUUUAGGGGACGGAUAAAAUGUGAUUUAUUCAGCGUAAAUUUGGUGAUCUAAGAAAUGACUCUUUCUAACGAGCUUAUGUAGAUAAGGCCCGGAUAAAUAAUUGUGUGUGUGAGGAGCGCGACUAAUCACGAGGGUGGAAAACAGAAAACGGGUUACUGGAGGAAGGCAUAUUUUAUACAAAAACGCUCGUAAAGCGGUGUUCUCCUGCUAUAUCCCACACCGAGUUGAUCUGGUGCGGACACGUCGCUGCUUAUCUUUAGCCUAAGAUUGCAAUAUGCCGACACACAGGGAGUUAUUCAGUGUUCCUGAAGGUGGAAACGGCCGCCGUAACGCCCUUGACGCUGUCAGAAGCCGGUGCGGUGAAAGGUUCAGGGUCACGGGCGCAGAAUUCACGAAACCUUCUCAACCGCCUCGAGCGGCUGGGAGAUGCGUGUUGUCGCAGUCAAACUGAGCAAUGAGCCUGGAAGUCAUCCCAUCGAAUGGAAUACGCCGACUGGAUAUUACAACCCGUGGCCCGACGUGAAUACAAAAGAACAUUCUGUCCAUGAGGCUGCAUCCAGAUUUAAUGAGAACUAUCACGACAAACUUUAAAAUUUAAAACUCUAAGAAUAAUUAAUAAUUUAAGAAUGCGACAGAAAAAAAAAAUUCUGUUUUCACACCCAAGCCAUUUCCGCUCGUCUGUUACAAAUUCUGUUGACCGUGUCUUCUGUGUAGAUAUCUUAUGGGGAGUUUUCACAGUAAUUCUGUGGAGAAAAAGGCUUUAAUUACGCAAUUGUUUCCCUGGGCCUUGAAUGUACAGCAUAUUGUUUGACAAAAAUAAAUUGAGUGAAUAUAGUCCUGCGUUCAAUCAAAAAAAUGAUCUUCAAAGUAAGCACAAACAUACCUUUUUUUAAGUUUAACUUUCUGUGAAGGGGGGGACAAAAUGUCGCUUUGCUAGUCAGCUGAAGGUGGUGUUUAUUAGAAUUCCAGUACAGCAGAAAUGGCUGUUUUUUCAUCACGCACACACGGUGUGUCAGAGCAGGGUUUCACCAUGGCCCUGCUUAUCAAUACUGAUGUAAUGUUUUUUUCCUACUGUUUAUGUGACACUUUUUAAAAAUAACUUUCCAGCCACUGUGUAAAUAAGAUGCGUUGAUGAAUUUAGUUGGCACUCAGAAGUCAGGUAAUCUGGAGUAAUUGUUUGGAAGCUUUGAAAUCUGAUGCCUUUUGCUUUGAUUGGCUGAUGGUAGAAUCUUGAUACUGUGCCAAAUAAAUGGUUUUGGAGGUAGUACUGUAGUCAUUUAGUACUGGUCACUGAAGACCAGUUAUUCUGGAAAUGUUAUAAAGACAUUCUCCCAGGCCCUGGGCUUCAGACUGGAAAGAUAGCUGUUGCUUGUUGAUGCACAGAACGGACAGUGCAUCAUGUAGUGAGGUUCAUUACUUGAUUUCGUUUUUUUUUGGUAUUCAUAUGUAUUAUGAAAUUACUGCACUGCUGAGACAGCAUUUGAAAUGUUAUUCAAUCAGUUUUACAAUCUUUCAGCACGUUUGUACAGCCUUAAAUACAGGCGGGUAUAAAGUAAUAAGUGUAAAUCUCACAUUGUUAGUCGUGAAUCAGAAUGAAUUUCAACAAGCCUGCGGGCGUUUAAAGUCUUUUGGUUUGUUUUUACUCAUUUGACCCUUUUUUGAGGAGAUUAAAAUAGGUUUGUACUGAACAUUACCGUUUGUAUACAAUUUGCAAGUUUUUUUGUUUACUCAUUGUUUUCUACUCUGUAAAUAAAAAUACUGUACAUCA